Molecule: messenger RNA, 2109 nt
Organism: Kwoniella shivajii
Lineage: Eukaryota; Fungi; Basidiomycota; Tremellomycetes; Tremellales; Cryptococcaceae
Exons: 7
Coding region: 1-2109 (702 amino acids)
Biological process (GO): protein K48-linked ubiquitination; ubiquitin-dependent protein catabolic process
Cellular component (GO): cell division site; ubiquitin ligase complex; cytosol
Molecular function (GO): protein binding; ubiquitin protein ligase activity
Source: RefSeq, a predicted model, not a curated record
AUGUCACGUCCAACCUCAUCAUCGACGCCUUCUCGGCCAACUCACAUAGCCAUGCCUACAUCCAACUAUAACUUUACUCCUAGCGGUACACCACUGGCUACACCUCCCAUCGGAUCUAAUAUGGGAGCAUCUCCCGCAUCUCCAAGACAUUCUUUCUUAGGCUUCAUAAGAACAAGAGGAAGAGCAAAUACAUUGAAUAGUAGUCAAAACCAAAACCAAAAUCAGAAUCAGAAUCAAAACCCCGCUUCACCAAGUCAACCUGCUACAGCUCCAAUCAGUAGAGAUGAUUCUUCAAGAGAACAUUCAACUGGUCCAACAAACAGAGAGUCAACCAGUAACAACGGGAAUAAUGUUACUAGAAGUAUAAGCACACCAUUGAGUGCAGGUGGAUUGAGGAUUACAACCAAUCCUAGUACUGGGAACGGUAAUACUGAUUUGCCUUCGACUGCUUCUACACAAGCGCAACAAACGGCAACAGCGGAUGCAUCGAUGUCGAAUGCACAAUCCAAGACAUAUCGGAUUCGACUUGUACCACAUCUUGAGUCAACUCGAUCAUUAACUUUCGAUCCUGUCACUAGAGAAUUACUUCCCAUCGUAGUUGCUGCUGGUGUAAUACCAUCUAUCGCCGCACAAUCAGUCUCAACAGUAGGACCAACAGUCAAUGGUAGACCUCCAGCUCUUUUACUCAAAGUAGGAAGGUUCACGGAUAAAUCAAAUCCUCCAUUACCCGUUCCUGGCGAGUCAACCAAUAAUGCAGGUGGAAGUGCGACAGUGGGACCCAAUGGCAGAUCAGCAGGUACAGCAGCUGCAAAUGUGACUACCUCCGGUGGAGGAGGUGAUUUGACUUCCGGUAAAGUAGCUUUCAAAAGCAAAGUGGUCAGUAGGAGUCAUGCGGAAAUCUGGUGUGAACCUGGAGGCAAGUUCUUCAUCAGAGAUACAUCGUCUUCGUCGGGAACAUUCCUCAAUCACAUCAGAUUAUCAAGCCCUAACACUGAUUCAAGACCGACAAUGGUCAAUGAUGGAGAUAUAUUGCAACUGGGUGUAGAUUACCAAGGUGGGCACGAAGAGAUGUUUAGAAGCGUUAAGAUUAGAGUUGAGAUUGGUAGAGAAUGGCAAAGAGAACGCAACGAGUUCAAUACAAACGCACUCAACCAGCUUAGAGCGUUUGGCGAUACAGGUGCAACCAAAUCAAAGGCAGAAGGUUUGACUCCAUCGAAAAAAGCCAAGGCGAGCGUUACAGAUUGCUGUAUCUGUCUGUUCAGUGUGACUGUUUGUCAAUCGCUAUUCAUCGCACCAUGCUCACAUGUCUUUCACUACAAAUGUAUCCGACCUUUGUUAGUCCAACAUCAUCCAGGAUUCUCGUGCCCUCUUUGUCGAACAUUUGCUAACUUGGAAGAGGAUGUUGAGACUGAAGAUGCAUGGGAGAUAGCGUCUCGUCGAGCAUCAAUCAUCUCACGCAAACCUUCCAACCACUCUAUACGAUUGACAGCCUCUCAGACCGAGGCAGGCGCACCGUCCACAAUUUCUGCUGGCCAGCCAUCUACAAACAUUGGAUUAGGAGGAGCCGAUUCAGCCAGUAUAGUCGAUCUCCUAAGCUCAUCUGCUUCUGCCGGAGCAUCUACAGAGGAAGCAGGAGAAGGAGGUAUGAUUGGUUCUAGUGCAUUAGCAAGACAAACUACGGCAGUAGGACAAGAACCAUCAUCAGGUGACGUAGAAAUGGAACUACCAGAGCUCGUUCAAGAAGAACCCGAACCGCCUUCCCCUUCUUCGCCUUUCGUCCAUUCUGGAAGACCAGGUAGUAUACCUUUGCCAAUAGGCAAUUUACAACUGAACGAAGCUCAACCUCAAGAGAAUACGUCGAAUUCAGGCGGUUUCAAUGAUGCGCAAACUCCAAUGAACGAACAUUUCUUGAGUACUUUAGCUUUCAGUGGCGGUAUCGAUCAAAGGUUGGAAUUAGCUGCAGAGAUUGGAAUUUCAAGUAACACCCCUACAUCCACGAAUGGCAAUGGAAAUGGAAACGGAGCAGAAAGUCGAGAUCAUUCCAUCUCAAGUGGCAAUAGAAGUAGGAAUAGUGAAGAAACUCGACCGGGUGAUUCAAUGUAUUCGUAG